AUGGAAGAGAGCGACGAGCAUUGCAGAUCACUCUCAAUCAACAUCAGCCGCUCGACUCGCUCGUCGUCGUCAUCAGUGCCAUGCAUUACGCGACCAUUGGCACGACUAGUCCUCCUAUUGGUACUCCUCGCAUCAAGGAGUGCUGCUGCUGUCGCACAUGACAGCGACCGCCUCCUGCCGUUCGGACCACAGCUCGCAGUGCACUCUGCUGGGAUUGAUCCUACCUGGGCCGAGCGCGGAUUCUGCUUUCGCCUCAUCCCAUCACCAGCAUCACCAGCAUCACCACCAGCAUCACCAGCAUCAUCAGAAUCUGCGCUGCCGUACUGCCCGCUGCCGUUCAAUCUCGCUGCAACGACGCUCGCUCGGUACGCUGGCUCGCCUCCGACAGCACCAAUUGCUGGAGAAUCAAAGCCAAACCCAGUCGUCGUCCAGCCGUGCCGUGGAGCCACGGCAUCAUCCGUUUCCAGCAGCCGAUUCCCCGACGUGGAGUUUGAUAACGCCAUCGUCCCAGAGCUAGUGCGCGUGCGUUCGGCGCAGGAACAAGCGUCAAAGCAAGGCCAGAAGCAGAACGACCCGGCUUUCAUUCUGCCGCCCACGCUUCUCAGUUCCCACGCCUACGCCAAUGCUAAGCACGACAACGACAACCACGCCAACACCGACAACAACAACAACAACAACAACGACGACGACGACGACGACGACGACGACGAAAACAAUACCAACAACCACCCGCCAAGAUUCUCAACCGCUUACCAGCGGCAUUCAUUUCACAUCCUGCAAGACAUUCUCUACCCAAUGACCGUCCAAGAGUUUCUGACAGACUACCUCGAGCGAAGACCGUUUGUCAUCUCGCGAGCCACGCCCAAGAACAGCGAGCAGCUGGCUCGAUUCGCACACAUUGUUGACCGAUUUUACGAGUCAACGGGCGGACGCGAUGACAUUGAUCACAUUGUGCCAGGCACAUUUCUGACGCCAUCCGACUUUCGCUUGGUGGAUCGCGGCGGCCCGCUCAUGAAAGAAUGGCACAAAACCCCAAACGACAUUCAGCCGGCGUACACGCAGCUGAACGCCACGACCGUGAUAUCGCACGCCCAAUGGACCUUUCCCCGCACACGCACCCUCGUCAAGUUGCUCGAGGAGAUUUUUGGCGUGCACACCAACGGCAACCUGUACUCGACGCCCAAGUUCUCUCGCGGCUUUACUCCCCACUAUGAUGUGCACAGCACAUUCAUCUUUCAGCUCUCGGGCAACAAGGACUGGGAAGUGUACCUGCCCGAAACAGUCCUUCCCAUUGGCGGCCUUUUGAGUCAAAACUACAGCGGGCGCGCGUUGGGAGAGCCCGUCAUGUCAUUCUCGCUUCGGAAAGGCGACUUGCUCUACUUGCCGCGUGGGUGGGUCCAUCAAGCCACGGCCACCGACGCACCUUCUCUGCACUUGACCGUGUCGCUCGGGCACACCAUGGCCUACAUGACGGCUGUCCUUGAUGCAUGCAUGGAGGUUGCCGCGGGCAGCAAGCUGGCAGACUCUCCCUUUGUGCAAGCCAUCACCCGCCUGGAGCAGAUCACUGGAUCGUCGACGGUUGCCUUCGAGGCGUUGCAAGUUAUUUGGUCUGCGCUCGAAGAGCUGUUUCCUGUCGUUCGCAUCCCAAUCUUCAAUUCCAACCUUGGAGGUCAGGCUGAACACGUGUACAGCGUUGCUUGGCAUCGACGAGUCGUGCAAGUGCUGGAAGACGGAAUCGAGCUGUUCGAGGCGGGAAACAUUUUCCGUCGGGUCAGCCGCUUGGUCCCCGCGAUCGGCCCGGCCAGUGUCGUUCGGAAUGUCUACAGCACGUUUGUGCAGCAGGUGCGAGACCUGGCGCUCUACCGGCAAGCUGUUGACCUGGCACUCGCUCGCCUGGUCCCCUUCUGGUCGCCUGUGCCCUCGCCUGUGCGCAACUGGUUGUUUGGGUAUGCCAACGCCCACGCCGUCAAUCCUCGCCACCACGCCUGUUCCCCACGAGCACCCGAGAGAAUUCAUGGGAAGCAACAGCCGCAGCUCGCGCCGUGCAAACCGCCUCCGCGUCCUCGCCUGCCUUCGAAUCUGUUUGAGCAGCUGGACAUGCUCGACACGUUGCACCGCAAUUCGACCAUUGCUCCAGGGCUGCCCAUUUGGGGCCGCUUGAUGCAUUCUGCCGACCUUGCUCCCAGCUUGAAGACAACGCUCUUGAAUUGCGUCAAGACCCACAGCUUUGAGCAACGACAACACGCAGUCCGUGUGCGAUGGGCGCGAGAAACAAAGGACUGCUUUGUGAUUGGCCCUUCGGUGUGUGAGGCCUUUCCUGGACGCUUUGUCGCCGCUCUCGAGUUUCUGCUUUCUGCGGAAUCGCCGUUUCUGUCGUGGGGCGCAAACCACGAUGAGCAGACCAGCCCCUGGCGCAUCGCCGACGUGCUUCACGCCGCCCAAAACCAACAAACGGAAGCCGAGUUAUUUGCUCUUGUUCGUUUGCUCGUGCUGCAAGGCUUUGUUCGUGUCUUCUCUUCUGCCGCAUGA
Capsaspora owczarzaki ATCC 30864 is the source of this 2529-nucleotide messenger RNA. RefSeq lists its product as hypothetical. The transcript has 2 exons. Lineage: Eukaryota; Filasterea; Ministeriida; Capsasporidae. The coding region runs from base 1 to 2529 and encodes 842 amino acids. The record is from RefSeq and is a predicted model, not a curated record.